This is a messenger RNA of Acyrthosiphon pisum (pea aphid), 4288 nucleotides long. RefSeq names its product high affinity cAMP-specific 3',5'-cyclic phosphodiesterase 7A. Gene Ontology annotation, biological process: signal transduction. Gene Ontology annotation, molecular function: 3',5'-cyclic-nucleotide phosphodiesterase activity. NCBI's taxonomy places the organism in Eukaryota, Metazoa, Arthropoda, Insecta, Hemiptera, Aphididae. The coding region runs from base 1342 to 4047 and encodes 901 amino acids. The transcript has 14 exons. The record is from RefSeq and is a predicted model, not a curated record.
UUAACAAUGUGAACGCUGUGCGUAGGCCUCCGUCGAUCUGCCGCCACACCUUCAGCGACGACAGAUCCGCACGUGCGCUACCGGCACCUGCAGCCGAGGUGGCGGUGGAAACGUCGGGCGCCACCGGGAGCGUGUGCGCGCCCCUCGACCGGCCCUGCCCCGUCUCCGACUAGCAUCGGAGCGCGUAGCCGGCCGGUUGUAGCUGCUGUAACGCGGCGGCGGCGGGCCCGCACCCACCCGGCCCGGAGCAGCGUGCGCGCGCGAGCGAGCGAGAACGGCGUCAACCGGGAGCGGCAGUGUGUGUACGCGCGCGGUGGUGUGCGCCAGGCUGCUGCGUGUGUGCGUGCGCGUGUGCACGAGAGUUUUGUGUGCGUCCGCUACGGUGCUUGCCGGCUGCUGCCGCUCUGCCGCUCGCUCGCCGCUACCGCUCGCUAUAUAGUCGUCGCCGCCGCCGCCGCCCGAUCGUCUACGCGCGUGUGCGUGCGGUGCGUGUGCGUGCGAGCGUGUCUGUCGUGCCGGCAGAGCGAAAGAGACGCGAGUGCGAGAGAAGUAGCGAAUGAGUGAGACAGAGCGUGUGUGCGAGUGAGACAGAGUGAGCGCGCCGCCGCCGUCGCCGUCUCAGUGUGUGUGUGUGUGCGUGCGUCGCCGGAGUGACUCUAUUCGCCGGCCGGCCGCCCUCAGUUACGCGCGCGUAUAGAUAAUAAUAGUAAUAAUUAUAACAUAUUUUUUUUCCGAAUACCUAUAAUAAAUUAUAUUCUAUUAUCAAUCUGUUGUAAUUAAUUUUUUUCUGCUCAUAUACCUCUUCCCCUUCCGAUCGUAACGACAACCGCUGUCCCGCGGACUCUAUAAAAUUAUAGAGUCAAUAUAACGAUAUUAUUUCCGCCGCCGCCGUCCCGUUUCGCUGUCCGAUCGGUCAACCACCCGACCGCUGUUGUAUGCGACUGGGCAUAACCUCGUCACUGCCGCCAUCAUAGUCGACGUCUCCAUCCUCCGCCGUCACGUGCGUCUCGAUCCGUUCCACGUGCGACGACGACGGUCUACUGCCAUAAGACAGUGAUCGCCUAGCGGUGGUGUCGUUGGUAACGGCGGUGGCGGCGGCGGCGGCGGAGGUGGUGGCAACAGCGGUUGACUUUUACUCUUGUUCCUAUACCGGACGGCGGCCGUCUUCUGCUGCUGCAGCAGCUGCCGGCCGGUGGUGUUGACGUUGUCGUCGCCAUCGUUGUUGUUGUUGUCGUCGUUGUUGUUGUUGUUGUUGUGCACUUUCGCCACCUCCACCGCCGUCGUAGCUUUCGGUGUCACUAAUUCGGGUCCGUCACACCGACUACUCACGCCGUCGAAGUGAUGCAACAACAAUGCGGUUUUUGCGCCGCGGUGUCCGACCUUUUCCGGAGGAUCAUGUGCUUUAAUGGCAGUAGGAGGGGCAGUGACCAGUCGUACUAUCACGAACUGGACAACGAUGACCCUCAGAUCGCACUAGUGACCGCUGAUCCCACGAACGUAUCGGCUCAUUCUCCAGAUGUGAUUUACAUUCGACUUAGAGACGACUCGCCCACAGAUGACCGGUGCAGGAGACGGUCGCGAAUGCUGUCUGAGGGCGAAGUGGUGCUACUCGAGUCGGUCGCCCAUCACAGUAAACGGUUACCCAACGGCCGAUUUCUUACCAUGCACAAACGUAGGCGGAAAAAGCUCACCACCAGAUCCUUGUCUAACGAGAAUGCGCCGGCGCUAUUGGAUGACAUUCACCACGGCCAAGUCCAGUGUGUGCUCAAGCACGUCUGGAAAUGGCCGUUCAACGCUUUUGCAUUAGACACAGCUACAGGGGGAAGAUCGCUUCCAGUACUUUGUGUUCAUCUUUUCCAUUGGUAUGGUCUAAUGGAACACUUCAAGUUGGACGUGGUCCAAGUUUGGAAACUCUUUAGCCUCAUAGAAGAAGGGUACCACAGCACGAACCCGUACCACAAUGCCAUCCAUGCUACCGAUGUCACCCAGGCAAUGCAUUGUUUCCUGCAAGAAGAUAAGAUCAAGAACUUCUUGACACCACUCGAAAUCAUGGCGUCUCUCAUAGCGGCUGUUGCUCACGAUCUCGACCAUCCCGGUGUCAAUCAACCGUUUCUUAUCGCGACCAGUAAUCAUUUGGCUACUCUUUACGAGAACACCUCAGUGCUGGAGAACCACCACUGGAGGUCGGCGAUUGGCUGUCUGCUCGAAAGCCACGUAGCGGAGAAACUAAGCCCCAUAAGACAAGACCUCGAGUCGCAGAUAAGUUCACUGAUCUUGGCCACGGAUAUUACAAGGCAACCGGAAUUCUUGAAGAAAUUCAACAACUAUCUGGAAAACGACGAGUUGGACAUGAAGGACCCGGAGUUGCGGCACUUUAUACUGCAGAUAGCUCUAAAGUGCGCUGACAUUUCGAACCCAUGCAGGCCGUGGGACGUGAGUCGCAAAUGGAGCUUGAAGGUGUGUGACGAAUUUUUCAGACAAGGCGAUUAUGAAAGGCAGUUGGGAUUGCCGGUCACCGAUAUCUGCGAUCGAUACAACAAUACAGUGCCGAAAAUUCAAACCGUGUUCUUCAAGUUCAUGGUGUUGCCGCUUUUCAAUUUGUGGCACAAGUUUUUGGACACCAAGCUGUCGCACUCGAUGAUGGAAAACCUGAGGAAGAACCAACAGCAGUGGGAAGAGCUCCGGGAACGCGAGAGCAGCGAUGAACAGCAACUGAUUGCGGACGCCGAUGACAUGAUGCUGGAACAGGAAAAUGAACAGGACACGCCACAGCAGCAGAACCGCCGGGGCUCGCUUCCGGCCGUCGUGCUGGAGACCGUGGACAAGAUGGGCCGUCGACACUCGGUACCACUGAACCUGGCCCGGGUCACCGGCCACGCGCUGCCGUGCACGAUACUGCGCCGGGAAAGCUUGCAGGGCGCACUGCCCUCGACGUUGCUGGUGCAAGUGGAAAACAGGCGACGUUUCACGCUGGGCCAGAUCCCUUACCUGGAAGAGGAGGAGGAGGGCCUGAGCAUAUCGGUGGGCUCGUCGAGGAGCAGUGGGCUGCAACGUUCGUCGGACGGUUGCGGUGGCAGUCAUAUGGACGACCGGCCGGUGAGUGCCGAGAACCUGAUACCCGAACCCAGCAUAGCGACCAUUACCAAUACAGCCGACGCCAGCCGGCUGUGCAACGUCAUACACGGCGUCACGUCACCGGUCCUCGGGCACCAGGCGACGUCCGGAUGCUCCAGAGGCCUGACCAGGCAGCAGACGUUCCCACCAAUUCAGCCGUACGUCCGGGCCCGAUACCUGUCCACCGGUGGAGACACCGCUGCACCGUGUUCGUCGUCCAGCGGCGGCACGUCUGCUGUGUCCACGGCGUCCAGCCGGACCGGUUCGACCAGUAGCGAGGGUUGUCCGUCGGCGGGCGGUGGUGGAGGGGGUGGCCACGGCGCUGGAGGAAAUGGCACGAAGCGAGACUCGAUCCUGGACACUGACCGUGCGUUUAAGUUGGCCAGGUUUUCAUCCAACAAGGAGAAGGAAAACGUCGACCCGGCAGCACGGACCAACGCGGAAAUCAGGCGUAACAGCAAUCACGUGAACCAGAUUUUGACAAGACGCCGAGGUUCAGCACCGGUUGGCAAUGGGAACGGCGACAAUACAGGACACCCGACACCCGGCAAGGGCCAAGAAGCGACCAUUCCAAGGCGCGGGUCUGUGCCGUCAGAUUUUUCCAAACAGAGUGCCCUUUUUAAGGUGGUGGCCACAGGGCCACUGAGCACAAAUAGCCCGAAGCAAGGCGCGAGACGUUCAUCGCUACCGUAUGAUUCCAAUAUUGGAUUAUCGAGCUCGCCUCUUGUUUCUCCUUCCCGGCCAGAGCGAAGAGGUUCGGACGGAAGCCGCCCGGGCAGCCGAAGACGGCGCAGAAAGUCAAUGAAGCGACGGAGCUCCGGCGGACCGGACGUGUUGCUGUCCACCGGCCAGUCGAUGGACUCGUUCCUGGCGCACCGCCGUGGUUCCUUGCCCGUCGAAAUACUUGCCACGUCCUUCUCGGGGCCACAUUGAGAAAAAUGAUCAUCGAAUUUUCGCAUCGUAGACUGACAAAAUGAAUACAAGAUAUUUGGACUAUAUAAAUAUGCAAGUCGGCGGUUGCGAUAACAUUCGCACGAAAUUCUCGAAACUUUGUAUUAUUACCUAUAUACAAUACGCUGAUUAUUGACAAAUGGAACAUAAAUAAUUUAUGGUCUUCCCAGCGCAGUACUGUUGAACAAACAACAAAAAAAAAAAAAAAACCAAUAAUGGAAUC